GACCAGCGAAAUCUCCACAUUGCACCAUUAGAUUUCGACCAUAUAAACUGGUUGAUUUUCUCAUUCAUUCAUAACUUUGACAGUUCCGUACACUGCUCAGGGAUACACUUGUUUUUUGGACACUAUUUUAUACGGCGAUAUGUGGCACAAUCACAGAGACAGGCAACUGGAACGACAGGCGGCUCAUGCCCACAGGGCCGAAAUGAAGGCAGAGCACAGAGAAGCCAAGUUACAUGACAAGGCAAUAAAUGCAGCAUUACAUGGAAACUUAGGACGGGCAAUGAAUCUUGAGUCAAAGGCCAACCAGGCCCACCACAGGGCAGAGGCAGCCCACCACAGGGAACAGGCCGCGGAACACGCGCUGAACCACCAUCACCACGGACACCACCCACACGGACACGGCUUUGGGCCCCAUCAUCAUCACCACGGAGGGGCGCCGCAUAUCGAAGUGCACCACUACACGCCGCCACAGCCAGGGUACUAUCCACCUCCUGCAUCAGGGUAUCCAACCGGACAGAUCCCACCGCCACCAGCAGGGGCCGCUUAUCCCGGAAUGCCAUCCGCACCACCAGCUCCAUACCCGGGAUACCCACCUGCCGGUGGAUACCCGCCCGCUGGAGGUUACCCACCUGCUGGAGGUUACCCAUACCCGAGAUAGGUAUAGACUGCUAUGAGGAGGAGAGACAUUUGAACCAAGUCGUUCUUACAUCAGAAAAGAAGAACCUCAACGAAAUUGUGAAGGGACGAUUUCUUUGUCAACAAUCUUAGCAGAUCAAAGGCAAGGAGCGGCCAAAAAGAACCGAUCACCAUCACCAAAUUGUGCAUUUACAAUUUAUCAAUUGCUCCUCUCUUUGAAAUACAAUACAACAUAGUCAUUUCACGACCUGAAACCUCAAAACCGUAUCAUUUUUAGGACGGUGACAGUUCGCUUGGAAGUGAAAAUACAAACUUUGUUGAUCAUCGCCAUAUUCUAUUCGUCGUCGUUGUUGAUAUAAUUCUUUUAUGCAUAAGUCCAAUUAACUCAGCAAGAUGGCUGAUGUGUAUAUCAAUAAAGAUAUUUUUGUAA
Messenger RNA from Lineus longissimus, 1066 nucleotides. RefSeq lists its product as uncharacterized. The transcript has 4 exons. The record is from RefSeq and is a predicted model, not a curated record. NCBI's taxonomy places the organism in Eukaryota, Metazoa, Nemertea, Pilidiophora, Heteronemertea, Lineidae. Bases 140 to 658 code for a protein of 172 amino acids.